This is a messenger RNA of Cyclopterus lumpus (lumpfish), 3786 nucleotides long. RefSeq names its product rab11 family-interacting protein 2. Gene Ontology annotation, biological process: regulated exocytosis. The transcript is spliced from 6 exons. The coding region runs from base 417 to 1820 and encodes 467 amino acids. Gene Ontology annotation, molecular function: small GTPase binding. NCBI's taxonomy places the organism in Eukaryota, Metazoa, Chordata, Actinopteri, Perciformes, Cyclopteridae. Gene Ontology annotation, cellular component: phagocytic cup; endosome. The record is from RefSeq and is a predicted model, not a curated record.
UCAGACUAGGAAGCACAGCUCGCUGACGGCCCGACAGAAGUGAAUAGCGAUGGAUGGCAACAGCGGCGGCCGAGGUAGCAACAAGUCUCACUAGCUGGCGGCUUCCUUCAGGGACGGAGACAUUCGUGAAGCCGGUCGCUCCUGAAUGUCCUUCAAGUGUCGGGGACAAUGACACCGAGAUGACUCACCAGUGGCUUGGAUAUCUGUGAUUUGACGGAAGAUGAGACUCGCUCAGUCUGUCCGACUCGUCAUUGCCUGUAAGGAUUGCUACUGCGGGUGCCCAAGCCACACUGACAUGGACAACAAGCUAUAUAGUGAGCUAUGUGUGCUGCUUUUUGCACAGUACGCCAACUAAAAACACCAACUACAUAGAUUAUUUGUUUUGAAUGGCUCUCGGUUGAUAACCAGUGCUGACGAUGUCACUGGGCGAGCAGUCUCAAAAGUGGUUUCCAACCCAUGUCCAAGCCACUGUUCUUCAAGCAACCAGUUUACAGGCCAAGGGCAAAAAUGGUACCAAUGAUGCCUACACGAUCAUCCAGCUGGGCAAAGAGAAGUACUCGACGUCGGUGGCAGAGAAGACACUUAACCCUGUCUGGAGAGAGGAAGCCUCGUUUGAGUUACCUGGUUUACUUUUGGAGGGCAACCCAGAAGUAUAUGAACUCUGCCUUAUCGUGAUGCACCGGUCCUUGGUUGGGAUGGACAAGUUCCUCGGGCAGAGGUCCAUCAACCUGAAUGACAUCUUUGAUAACAAGCAACGGAAGAAAACUGACUGGCACUCCUUGGAGUCCAAGCCGGGGAAGAAGAGGAAAGAGCGAGGCCGCAUCCAGGUGAGCAUCCAGUUCAUGAGGAACAACAUGACGGCCAGCAUGUUUGACCUCUCCAUGAAGGAGAAGCCCCGCUCGCCCUUUUCCAAGCUCAAGGACAAAAUGAAGGGUCGCAAGCACGACGGCGGCUUCAGCGACACGUCUUCCGCCGUCCUGCCGCGCUCCGCCGCGUGCGACUCUGAGCCUCACCAACGGUCCUCGGCCCUCGAGCCGCAACCCCCGUCCGAAGCGAAGCCCAAGAGGCCGCUGCUCGCCGGGGCCCAGAAGCUCUCUGCGGCCCAUUCCAUGUCGGAUCUCAUCGGGACCCACUCUCGGCCCAAACUGGAUUCCAUGAACUCCAUCGAAGAGAGCGGCGGCCCUCACAGGCGUUCCCAGAGCGAGAUGCCAGGCUACCAGGAUGGAGAGGCACACAGUGACCCUUUCACUGAUAUCAGUGACACCCUGCCACAGAAGUAUGCCACGCUCCCACGCAACCGCAACCCGUUUGAGGGGGAGCACGGGCAGCUGUGGGACCGGUCGGAGCGGAAGGAGAAAAAGGAGAAGGUCAGCCUACUGGAACGCGUGACGGGGAAGAAGGAAGGUCGCAAGACCAACAACACGGGGCGUUCGGGCAGCUCUGGGGACCUGCGCUCCCCCAACCCCUUCAGCGGAGACUCGCAAGCAGACACUAACCCGUUCAUCUCCCACUACAAAGCCGGUGAUAAAAAGUCGAAAGGAAAUGAGCACAUCACGUUUGGCCAGAAGAAGAAGGACGUCUAUGGCAGGAAACAGGAGCCCAAACAGGAAAGCGCUCUCGCCUACAGCAAUCUGUCCUUCGACGAAGUCGUGCAGGAUCUCAUCAAGCAGAAGGAAGUGGUGAAGAAGAAGGACGGCCACAUCAGGGAGCUGGAGGACUACAUCGACAACCUCCUCGUGCGCGUCAUGGAGGAGACGCCGAGCAUUCUACGGACACCCUAUGAGCCGAAGAAGAAGGCGGGUAAACUUAGCAAAAAGUAGAACGACAAACAUGUGCUGAUGGAGGUUUAGCUGUAGCUCAUGCAUCGAUAUGAUAUGGGAUUGAUUAAAGCCAAAUUAAUGAUUCAUGUCUUUGCUUUAGAACGGUUAUAUUCAAUGGAUGUAGUUUAUUAUUUUUUUCUUCAAUGUGUUGGGUAGUUCUGGAACAUGCCGGUACUUCGCCUCAUCGAUUUUUGUAUUCGCGUGAAAUCGAAUCCCACAUUUUGGGCUUCGCUAUAUAGUUUGCACGUGCAAGUGCAGCCAAGAUGGCGCUGAAAGCCAGGCCGCGUGGUUGCCACAGCGAAGCUGUAGUCGCCGUGGUUACACUGAAGCACAAGUCUCGAGCUCGCCACCUAAGUUCCGAAACUCCCCCCCUCUGUGCUACAGAUGUGGACCAACGCCUCUGGGUGAUUCAUGGGUUUUGUUAGAAGGACCGGGAGAGAGUUACUGUAAGACGUCGCUGGGCAGUAUCUGGUUUCUCUCUCUCGUCAUACCUUUUUUAUUUAUAUAUAUAUGUAUAUAUAUAUAUAUAUAUACACAAUUUUCUUUUUUUUCUUCCAAUGAACAAAUGUGUAUUGCUGUUGACUUUUCAUGCUUUGCUUUAUUUGUGAUGACUAUCCUUGACCAUCAAGUUUCUUGGACCAAAGGUCUGAAAUGUGAUGAUUUUACUGACUUUUUGUGCAAUAAUCACAACUUGAGUGUCUUGCUUUAUAUUCUGUUGUUUACAUUUUAAUCACAUCGGAGUCAAACUCAUCUCUUCAAUGUUGAUUUGAUUUACUGGAGAAAAAGCCUGCAGUUCUGUGUUCAGGCCUUCAUUUGUGUCAAAUCCAGUUGUUGCUGAAGAUUGUAUUAAUGGUACUUAGCUGCACAUGUGGAGACAUGCUGAACAAUCUUUAUUUAUAAAUGUGUCAUUUACAUAUGGACACCGUUUACUGUAUCUGUAAGAUACUUUAUGGUAAAAAUGCUACUUUAUCCCAAUAUCUGUAUUAACGCGGUACAAAUCACAGAAAUAGUCUUCAUUCAUAAGUAUUUCUGUAUUACGGUCAUACUGAUACACUUUGGCAGGUAAUUACCAUAAGCAUUCAUAUCUGUUUACGCAAAUUAAUAGUUUACCGUGCAUCAGUAUAUUUCAGCUCUUUUUCUUUUCUUUGUCCAGGUUUCUAACAUUCAGUAAGUAAGAAAAAGUGUCUCACAAGUUCACGGAGUAUUAAACGAUGAUCCCUCCAUAAUUGUUUCGAGGUAACCAGCCAACACGUGUCAUUCAAGUCACAAAUGACUGCUCGACGUCAGGAGCCAACUGUCCUCACAAUUAGAGUUUUUUUUUUUUAUUAUUCUGUAAAUUUAUCAGUUCCUAAUGAACAAAUAACGAGCGAGCUGCUGAAAGACAGAAGAGUCACUACCUGCCCGACGUUGGAGGUCUCCAUUGUUGAUGGUUGGUUCCUCGUUCGUGGAGAGCGUCGUCGCGGUAACACACACUUUGUAUUACGGUUUUUAAACUCCGUCGCAGGCCGUCUGCGCUCCGUUUGUCAGACGAUGAUCCACUUUGUCCCGUUUCUGGUCGUUGUGUCCAGUCUUUUACAAUAUUUUACCUUUUUUUUAAAAAAAUUUUAUUUUUAACUUUACGGUACCAAAUCACAGCCGAGUGCGACACUGAUCUGUGGAACGUCAUCGGUCCCAAUACACUUGUUGAUUUUAAGCUCUUCCUGAAUGUCACACCACUCAAACACAGUUGUUCACUCACUAAUUUAAUUCUGCUGAUCUCAUAUUGGUCCUAAAGCCCAAAUCUCUUGUUCCUGAAUGUAUUCUGGUUGGCUUUAAAAUACAUAAUUCUGCAAUGUGUAAUGAUAUACGGUACAAUGACAAGGCCAUUGAACCUCGCUUGCCUUUUUUAAAUUUUUUUAAGUAUUCGGUGUAUCCAAAGAGAUCAUUUCAUAUGGGUGAUAAAAGAAGAAGAAAUGUCCCUGUCCCC